Phyllopteryx taeniolatus (common seadragon) is the source of this 10527-nucleotide messenger RNA. RefSeq names its product neurobeachin a (gene nbeaa). The transcript has 60 exons. Gene Ontology annotation, molecular function: protein kinase binding. The coding region runs from base 285 to 9380 and encodes 3031 amino acids. The record is from RefSeq and is a predicted model, not a curated record. Gene Ontology annotation, biological process: intracellular protein localization. NCBI's taxonomy places the organism in Eukaryota, Metazoa, Chordata, Actinopteri, Syngnathiformes, Syngnathidae. Gene Ontology annotation, cellular component: cytosol; membrane.
CUGCCCACCGCAGCCAGGGGGCGUCAACAUGGCGCUGUUGGACGCUCGCGUCGACGUCGACUUCACUGACUGACUGACAGAGAGCGAGAGAGAGCCCUCACCCUCCCCAACCGUAUGAAGCCGAGCACGGUGCGAGGACGCCCGCGUCGCUUGUGAACGUUCGCCCGCUUUCAGUGUGGUACGGUGGAUGUGUUUGUCUCCGCCGCCGCCGAGCCUCAGCUUGUAGGGCAGGUAGGUGCGAGACACCCGUUCCCGUCCUCUCCUCCGAAGAGAGGGCUGGGAAAAUGUCGAGCGAGAAGCCGCUUUCGGCACCACCGGGCUCGGCUUGCUCGCUGGCGGCCGCCGACUGCUCCUCACCAUCACCACCACCACUACCCGGACCGCCGCCGCUGCCUCUUCCGGGGGACAGGAUGCCGUCGUCAGCCGCCGGCUCCGUGGUGCUGCCGGCCGGCGUCAUCAACCCCGCCGUCCCCAUCAGGAAUAUCCAGAUGAAAUUCGCCGUGCUGGUGGGCCUCAUCCAGGUCGGCGAGGUGAGCAACCGGGACAUCGUGGAGACUGUUCUCAACCUGUUGGUGGGCGGCGAGUUUGACCUGGAGAUGAACUUUAUCAUCCAGGAGGCGGAAAGCAUCGGCUGCAUGGUGGAGCUGCUGUCGCACUGUGAGGUGACGUGCCAGGCGGAGAUCUGGAGCAUGUUCACUGCCAUCUUGCGCAAGAGUGUACGCAACCUUCAAACCAGUACGGAGGUGGGCCUCAUCCAGCAGGUUCUGCUCAAGAUGAGCACGGUGGACGAUAUGAUUGCAGACCUGCUGGUGGACAUGUUGGGUGUAAUGGCCAGUUACAGUAUCACAGUCAAAGAGCUCAAGCUGCUCUUCAGCAUGCUGAGGGGCGACAACGGUAUCUGGCCCAGACACGCCAUCAAGUUGUUGUCGGUGUUGAAUCAGAUGCCUCAGCGUCACGGCCCCGACACCUUCUUCAAUUUUCCCGGACGCAGUGCGGCGGCCAUCGCUUUGCCGCCCAUCGCCAAGUGGCCGUACCAGAACGGCUUCACCAUCAACACGUGGUUCCGCCAAGAUCCGCUCAACAACAUCAACGUCGACAAAGACAAGCCGUACCUUUACUGCUUCCGCACCAGUAAAGGGAUCGGCUACUCUGCUCACUUUGUGGGCAACUGUCUGAUCGUGACCUCCCUCAAGUCCAAAGGAAAAGGCUUCCAACACUGCGUCAAAUAUGACUUCCAGCCGCGGAAGUGGUACAUGAUCAGCAUCGUGCACAUCUACAACCGCUGGAGGAACUCCGAGAUCCGCUGCUACGUCAACGGUCAGCUGGUCUCUUACGGCGAUAUGGCCUGGCACGUCAACACCAACGACAGCUACGACAAAUGCUUCCUGGGCUCCUCGGAGACGGCCGACGCCAACCGAGUGUUCUGCGGUCAGCUCGGUGCCAUCUACGUCUUCAGCGAGGCGCUCAACCCCGCUCAAAUCUUUGCCAUACACCAACUUGGACCUGGAUAUAAGAGCACGUUCAAGUUCAAGUCCGAGAGCGACAUCCACCUGGCCGAGCACCACAAGCAGGUUCUGUACGACGGCAAGCUGGCCAGCUCCAUCUCCUUCACGUACAACGCCAAGGCCACCGACGCGCAGCUCUGCCUGGAGUCCUCACCGCGAGAGAACGCCUCCAUCUUUGUGCACUCGCCGCACGCCCUCAUGCUGCAGGACGUGAAGGCCAUCGUGACGCACUCCAUCCACAGCGCCAUCCACUCCAUCGGCGGCAUCCAGGUCCUCUUCCCGCUCUUUGCCCAGCUGGACUAUAAGCAGCUCAACGACGCCGCUGUGGACACCACCGUGUGUGCCACGCUGCUCGCCUUUUUGGUGGAGCUGCUCAAGAGCUCGGUUGCCAUGCAGGAGCAGAUGCUGGGAGGCAAGGGCUUCCUGGUCAUCGGAUACCUGCUGGAGAAGUCGUUGAGGGUCCACAUUACUCGGGCAGUUCUGGAGCAGUUCUUGUCCUUCGCCAAGUACCUGGACGGUUUGCCCCACGGGGCGCCGCUCCUCAAGCAGCUGUGCGACCACGUGUUGUUCAACGCCGCCAUCUGGAUACACACGCCUGCCAAGGUUCAGCUGUCUCUGUACACCUACCUGUCGUCUGAGUUCAUUGGCACGGCGACCAUCUACACGACCAUCCGGCGUGUGGGCACCGUUCUGCAGCUCAUGCACACGCUCAAGUACUACUAUUGGGCCGUCAACCCGCUAGACUGCAGCGCCAUCACACCCAAAGGCCUCGAUGGACCUCGGCCUUCCCAAAAGGAGAUCAUCUCUCUACGGGCCUUCAUGCUCCUCUUCCUCAAGCAGCUCAUAUUAAAAGACCGGGGUGUCAAGGAGGACGAACUGCAGAGUAUUCUCAAUUACCUGUUGACCAUGCACGAGGACGAGAACAUCCACGACGUGCUGCAGCUGCUGGUGGCGCUUAUGUCUGAGCACCCGGCCUCCAUGAUUCCCGCCUUUGACCAGAGGAACGGCAUAAGGGUGAUCUGCAAGCUGUUGGCUUCCAAGAGCGAGAGUAUCCGAGUACAGGCCCUCAAAGUACUCGGAUACUUCCUCAAGCACCUCGGUCACAAGAGAAAGGUAGAGAUCAUGCACACUCACAGUCUUUUCACGCUGCUUGGCGAGCGUCUGAUGAUGCAUACCAACACCGUGUCCGUCACCACCUACAACACACUCUACGAGAUCCUGACGGAGCAGGUGUGCACGCAGGUCGUCCACAAGCCGCACCCUGAACCGGACUCCACCAUCAAGAUCCAGAAUCCCAUGAUCCUGAAGGUUGUCGCCACGCUGCUGAAGAAUUCCUCCUCCAGCGCCGAGUUGAUGGAAGUCAGAAGACUUUUCCUCUCUGACAUGAUCAAACUUUUCAGCAACAGCAGAGAAAACAGACGCUGUCUGCUGCAGUGCUCAGUGUGGCAGGACUGGAUGUUCUCGCUGGGCUACAUCAACCCGAAGAAUCCUGAGGAGCAGAAGAUCACCGAAAUGGUCUACAACAUCUUCAGGAUCCUGCUUUACCACGCCAUCAAAUACGAGUGGGGCGGCUGGAGAGUCUGGGUGGACACGCUCUCCAUAGCGCACUCAAAGGUGACGUACGAGGCCCACAAGGAGUACCUGGCCAAGAUGUACGAGGAGUACCAGCGUCAGGAGGAGGAGAACAUGAAGAAAGGCAAGAAAGGCUCCGUGUCCACCAUCUCGGGCCUCUCUGCCUCUCCGGCACCCGUCGUCAACGGCAACCUGGAAAUGGACGACACCUCACAGACGCCCGAGAGCGAGGCCGAGUAUAGUGAGGGCGGCGGCGGGGCUGGGGGUGAUUCAUCCCGCAACCUACUGGCCGACGGCGCCGUUAAGCGGGUCGACGCCGAGCAGGGCGCCGGUGUGAGGGUGGAGGUCCACGACCUGCUGGUGGACAUCAAAGCCGAGAAGGUGGAGGCCACUGAGGUGAAGCUGGACGACUUGGACUUGAGUCCUGAAGCCCUUGGUGGGGGUGUCGGAGGAGGCGGCAGUGGGUCCAUGGAGAAUGGACCUCUGGUGGAGGUGGACUCACUCUUGGACAGUACCUACUGCACUGUGGUGCAGAACCUCAAUGGCACCCUGGUGCCCAAAGAUGACGGUGCCACCGUGCCGGCGGGGGUCCGCGUGCCGCCCAGUUUGGGCCUCUCAGGUGUCACCAUGGAUGACGACGGCAUCAUGGGCCCCCUCAUCACGCUGGCCGACGAGAAAGACAGUGUACCCAACAACAACGGAUUCCUCUUCAGCAAGGUUGACGAAAAGCUCCUUCCCGCUUUGGCGGCCACUGAUGCCCUGGUCCUUCCCGGUCCGGAUCAGUCCGCUACGCCCGGCGCAACCAGCGCCAGCGAUGACCUCAGCCUGCUGGCCCACAUGACCAGCUGCAGCUCAGCCGGCGAUCUCCCAGAGGACGGGCCCUUCAAGAUUCAGAGCCCGCUGGCCGACAUCAGCUCCAUCGCCGAGGCCCGAAACCAGACGCCGUCUCGGCCCGACUUCCAUGAAGGAGACGGGGUGGACAGGGCGACCGGCACCGACGGCGAGGCGGCGGCUCUCAAGGCAGGUGGCGGAGGAGGGGAUGUGGCCAGCGUCACAUCUGAUACAGAGAGGUCUGAUGAUGGCAAAGACAAAAAGAUAUCAACCACUGCAACUACACAGGCUCUGCACGGCCGCAGCGCCUCUCAGCUGGAGCGAGACCUCCGUGUGGAUCUGGGCUUCAGGGGGAUGCCCAUGACGGAGGAGCAAAGGCGCCAGUUCAGCCCUGGGCCGCGCACCACCAUGUUCCGCAUUCCAGAGUUCAAGUGGUCACCCAUGCACCAGAGACUGCUCACUGACCUGCUCUUUGCACUGGAGACCGACGUGCACGUGUGGAGAAGCCACUCCACCAAGUCAGUGAUGGACUUUGUCAACAGCAAUGAGAAUAUCAUCUUUGUGCACAACACCAUCCACCUCAUCUCCCAGAUGGUGGACAACAUUAUCAUCGCCUGCGGGGGCAUCCUGCCGCUCUUGUCUGCCGCCACCUCGCCCUCCACUUCUAAGAGUAGUGCCAGCAGUUGGAGGACGGGAGCGGCCACGAAGGGCGAGGAGGUGACGCCCGUCCCGGGGGGAGGCGGCGAGGGGGGUGAGACUGAGCUGGAGAACAUCGAGGCGACGCAGGGCAUGUCGUCGGAGACGGCCGUCACCUUCCUGUCGCGGCUGAUGGCCAUGGUGGACGUGCUGGUGUUCGCCAGCUCGCUCAACUUCAGCGAGAUCGAGGCCGAGAAGAACAUGUCCUCCGGCGGCCUCAUGAGGCAGUGCCUGAGACUGGUGUGCUGUGUGGCGGUGAGGAACUGUCUGGAGUGCCGGCAGCGGCAGCGGGACCGCAACUGCAAGUCGUCUUUAACCAGCAGCAAGUCGCAGGACACCCUGCACGCCAGCGCAGCCGCCAGCAAGGACCCGGACCGACUCCUGCAGGACGUGGACAUCAACCGGCUACGUGCUGUGGUUUUCAGAGACGUGGAUGACAGCAAGCAAGCUCAGUUCCUGGCUCUGGCCGUGGUCUACUUCAUCUCGGUGCUGAUGGUGUCUAAGUACCGAGACAUCCUGGAGCCUCAGCGGGAGAUCAGCAGGUCCACCAGCCUGUCCGGACGUAGCAUCCGACACGAGAUUAACUCGCCCACCAGCACAGAGCACCCGUCUUCAGCCUUCUCUGACCGCGACAAGCAGACGCCCACCCCCGUGGACGACUCCCCCCGCGCUUGCUUGCCCCACACGGACUCGGGUAUCGGCGAGGAGGGCCACGUGAGCGGCUCCCUCAACGGCUCCGAGAUGGGCCUGGGGCUCGGCCUGGGCCUGGUGGGGCGGGAAACGGACAGGGACAGGGAUCGGGACGUGGGCGGCGGCCAGGCCGAUCUGCUGUGUAGUCUCUCCGACGUCAGGAGGUCACAGGAGAGCCUUCUGGACUCCCCCCACAACCCCAACGCUGGACAGGCGCCCCCUUCAUCUAUUUCCAGCAUCAGCCAGACCAAUAAAGGCAUCAACGUUAAGGAGAUCUUAAAGAGCCUGGUGGCCGCUCCGUUGGACGGCGGCGAGUCGGGCCAAGAGUCCGGCCCGACGCCGUACCACCCCGAUCCCGCCCUGAAAACCCACCCCAUGCUGCCCAUGCAGUUCCACUCCUUUGACAGGAGUGUUGUGGUUCCUGUGAAAAAGCCGCCGCCCGGCAGCCUGUCUGUCAACACGGUGGGCACGCCCACCACCGCGGGCGCCGCCACGGCAGGCAGCACACCGAACAUCUUCGCCGCUGCCACGGCCACGCCCAAGAGCAUGAUCAACACUACAGGCGCAACAGACUCCGCGUCGUCCUCAUCAUCUUCGUCGUCAUCAUUUGUGAACGGCGCCACUAGCAAGAAUCUGCCGGCCGUCCAGACGGUGGCGCCCAUGCCUGAAGACACCGUAGAGAACAUGAGUGCCUAUUGUGAGGUGGCGCAGUGUGCGUUGCGCAGCGGUCAGACACCCCCUGAGCUCAAGUCUUUUAGCUCUCUGGCAGGCUUCCAGGCAGCCCCCCGAGAUGCAGGACAGUGUUUUAGCAUCACCACCAAGCUGGAGCGAGCUCUGGAGAAGGUGGCGCCGCUGCUGAGGGAAAUCUUUGUGGACUUUGCGCCCUUCCUGUCCCGCACGCUGCUGGGUAGUCAUGGGCAGGAGUUGCUCAUUGAAGGUCUGGUGUGUAUGAAGUCCAGCACGUCGGUGGUGGAGCUCGUCAUGCUGCUCUGCUCUCAGGAAUGGCAGAAUUCCAUCCAGAAGAAUGCAGGACUGGCUUUCAUUGAGCUCAUCAAUGAAGGAAGACUGCUGUGUCACGCCAUGAAGGAUCACAUCGUGCGCGUAGCCAACGAAGCAGAGUUCAUCUUGAACCGCCAGCGAGCCGAAGAUGUGCACAAGCAUGCCGAGUUUGAGUCGAACUGCGCCCAGUACGCGGGCGACCGUCGCGAGGAGGAGAAGAUGUGCGACCACCUGAUCAGCGCUGCCAAGCACCGAGACCACGUGACGGCCAACCAGCUCAAGCAGAAGAUCCUCAACAUUCUGACCAAUAAGCACGGAGCCUGGGGCACCAUGUCGCAGAGCCAAUUGCACGACUUCUGGCGUCUGGACUACUGGGAGGACGACCUGCGCAGGAGGAGGAGAUUCGUGAGAAAUGCCUUCGGGUCCACGCACGCCGACGUGGCGCUCAAAUGUCUCGAUGACUACGGCACGGAGGAAGAAGAGGAGGGCGUCAAGUCAAAGAAGACCUUCCGUAGCCACUCGGUGGUGGCGCAGAACCCGGAGGCCGAGUUGAUGCUGGAGGGCGACGACGACGCCGUCAGCCUGCUGCAGGAAAAAGAGAUCGACAACCUCGCAGGCCCUGUGGUGCUGAGCACGCCGGCGCAGCUAGUAGCGCCGGUGGUGGUGGCCCGCGGCACGCUCUCCAUCACCACCACCGAGAUCUACUUUGAGGUGGACGAGGAUGACCCUGCCUUCAAGAAGUCUGACGCUAAGGUGCUGGCCUACUCGGAGGGUCUGCACGGCAAGUGGAUGUUCAGCGAGAUCCGAGCUGUGUUCUCCAGACGCUACCUGCUGCACAACACGGGUCUGGAGGUUUUCAUGGCCAACAGAACCUCGGUGAUGUUCAACUUCCCCGACCAGGCCACGGUCAAGCGGGUGGUCUACAGUCUCCCGCGGGUGGGCGUCGGAACCAGCUAUGGUCUGCCUCAGGCCAGACGGAUCUCGCUGGCCACGCCGCGUCAGCUCUUCAAGUCUUCCAACAUGACGCAGCGUUGGCAGCGCAGGGAGAUCUCCAAUUUUGAGUACUUGAUGUUCCUCAACACCAUCGCAGGGAGGACGUACAACGACCUGAACCAGUACCCCGUCUUCCCCUGGGUGCUGACCAACUACGACUCGGAGGAGCUGGAUCUCACGUUGCCUGGCAACUUCCGAGACCUUUCCAAGCCCAUCGGUGCUUUGAACCCUAAGCGAGCUGCGUUCUACGCCGAGCGCUACGAGACGUGGGACGACGACAGCGCGCCGCCCGACCACUACGCCACCCUCUACUCCACGGCGCACUCCACCCUCAUGUGGAUGCUCAGAAUAGAGCCCUUCACCACCUUCUUCCUCAACGCCAACGACGGCAAGUUCGACCACGCAGACCGAUCUUUUUCGGGCAUCGGUCGCUCGUGGAGGAACUGCCAGCGGGACACGGCGGAUGUGACUGAGCUGAUCCCGGAGUUUUACUACCUGCCGGAGAUGUUCGUCAACAGCAACGAGUACGAGCUGGGCGUGCGCGACGACGGGUUGCCGGUCUGCGACGUGGAGUUGCCCGUCUGGGCCAAAAAGCCCGAAGACUUUGUGCGCAUCAACCGCAUGGCGCUGGAAAGCGAGUUCGUGUCGUGCCAGCUGCACCAGUGGAUCGACCUGAUCUUCGGAUACAAGCAGCGGGGCCCCGAGGCUGUGCGGGCGCUCAACGUCUUCAACUUCCUGUCCUACGAGGGCGGCAUCAACCUGGACAACCUGGACGCGGCGCAGCGGGAGGUCGGCGGAUGGGUCACCGUAACCCGUCGAGGUUCGGACGAGCCGGCGACUGACACUUUUAUGAUGCUUGUGUCCGUGCAGGUGAUGGAGGCGCAGAUUGAGGCGUGCGGGCAGAUACCAUCGCAGCUGCUCAUCGAGCCGCACCCGCCCCGAUCCUCCGCCAUGCAUCUGUGUUUCCUUCCUCAGAGUCCUCUGAUGUUUAAGGAUCAGAUGCAGCAGGACGUGAUCAUGGUGCUCAAGUUCCCGUCCAACUCUCCCGUCACGCACGUGGCCGCCAACACGCUGCCUCACCUUAGCAUCCCCGCCGCCGUCACCGUCACAUGCAGCCGCCUCUUCGCCGUCAACCGCUGGCACAACACCGUCGGUUUGCGAGGUGCACCGGGAUAUUCCCUGGAGCAGGCUCACCACCUUCCCAUCGAGAUGGACCCUCUCAUAGCCAACAACUCUGGUACCAACAAGCGUCAGAUCACUGACCUGGUGGACCAGAGCAUCCAGAUCAACACGCACUGUUUCGUGGUGACGGCCGACAACCGCUACAUCCUGGUGUGCGGCUUCUGGGACAAGAGCUUCCGGGUCUACUCCACUGAAACCGGGAAGCUGACCCAGAUCGUUUUUGGCCACUGGGAUGUGGUGACUUGUCUGGCCCGGUCUGAGUCCUACAUCGGGGGAGACUGCUACAUCGUGUCGGGCUCCAGAGACGCCACUCUUCUUCUGUGGUACUGGAGCGGGCGGCAUCACAUCAUUGGGGACAACCCCAACAACAGUGACUAUCCCGCCCCCCGAGCCGUCCUGACGGGACACGACCACGAGGUGGUGUGCGUGUCCGUCUGUGCUGAGCUGGGAUUAGUCAUUAGCGGGGCCAAAGAGGGUCCGUGCCUGGUGCACACCAUCACGGGCGACCUCCUGAGGGCCCUGGAGGGUCCCGAUCUGUGCCAGCAGCCUCGUCUGAUCUCGGUGUCCAGCGAGGGCCACUGCAUCAUCUACUAUGAGCGAGGACGCUUCUGUAACUUCAGCAUCAACGGCAAGCUGCUGGCUGAGAUGGAAGUCAACGAUUCCACGCGGGCCAUCCUGCUGAGCAGCGACGGGCAGAACCUGGUGACGGGCGGCGACAACGGCGUGGUGGAGGUGUGGCAGGCCUGCGACUUCAAGCAGCUCUACAUCUACCCGGGAUGCGACGCCGGCAUCCGCGCCAUGGACCUGUCGCACGACCAGAGGACGCUAAUUACCGGUAUGGCGUCCGGCAGCAUCGUGGCGUUCAACAUCGACUUCAACCGCUGGCACUACGAGCAUCAGAACCGCUACUGAGGCCGCGAGAAAACAACUUUCCAGGUACACAAGAGGACGACUUGAGGUUCUCUUUCCUUUGACGGGACUGUGUGUACUCUCACACACAAACACACACGCAUAUAAACACAUACACACACACACACAGACACACACACGCACCCGGCCCAAAGACGACACUCAACAGAGUGCGGAUUGGUCGCCAGUGUUGGCGGGUCACGUUUUGGGUUUUGGGUUUUCGGGGUUCCGCUUUAACGCUUCAGUGAGCCGGACACUCUUUGCGGAGAUGAUCUGCGAGGGCUCAUUUCAGUUCCUUUUACGUAGGGAUUUUUAUUCUUUUACUUUGGUGUAAAUACGCCUCGGCCUCUCUUUUUUUUUUGUGGGUUUCUGACCUUUAAUUUAUUGCUGUAUGUAACAUAGUGUGUAAUAACAAUAACGGCAACCAUGACGAUGAUGGUAAGAAGGUCGAGGAUGGUGAUCAUUUUUUUUGCCGGAGAUGUUACCGUCCAGAUUGAAGAACCCCCAACCACCCCACCACCCCCGCCCAUAAAACCAACUUCCCACACGUUUAUGAUUAUUUCUUUUUUUUUUUUUUUUUUUUUUUUCCUUACAUUUGGUGAUCAUAAUGUCAAAUAUGUACAUAAAAUGUCUCACUUUUUCCGCCCGUUUGGACACGAAAAGCAGCCCACGUGCUCAUAUUAUAUAAAAAGAAACCAAGUUUUUUUGUUUUGUUUUGUUUUUGUCUUUGCACUUUGCACCAAUCACACGCCAUUAUUUAUGAUUAGGCUUUGUUUCUUAUUGGGGGGCUUCAAUUGUUAUGAUUGCGAUUAUUAUUAUGAUGGGCCAGGUUCUUUUGGUUCCUUCUCGUCCGGGGCCGGGAUGAAUUCUUUGUGCAUCGAUGUUUGUAUUUAAACGCUCACGUGUGAAGAUUUUACAGCAAUAUGAUGACGAGCGUGCACACGCACGUAACUCUAGCCACACACACACACACACACACACACACACACAUCCAAAAACCAACAAAUGAAGAAGAAAAAAAAGGUGAAAUAUUUUUGGAUCUAUGAAACCCUUAAAAACUAUUGUAUUCAUGUUUUAUUUCAAAGAUGUAAAAUAUGACAUGUGAGUUGGACAAAAAAAUCAUGAUAAGAAAAAUAAAUUAUGCAAAGAA